Molecule: messenger RNA, 2348 nt
Organism: Myotis brandtii (Brandt's bat)
Lineage: Eukaryota; Metazoa; Chordata; Mammalia; Chiroptera; Vespertilionidae
Gene: KLKB1
Product: kallikrein B, plasma (Fletcher factor) 1
Exons: 14
Coding region: 16-2064 (682 amino acids)
Biological process (GO): proteolysis
Cellular component (GO): extracellular region
Molecular function (GO): serine-type endopeptidase activity; protein binding
Source: RefSeq, a predicted model, not a curated record
GCAUGCUCAUGGACCAUGUUGACAGGACAAGACGCUGAAACCGUUGGCAGAAAGCUAAAGUCAAUAGCGAAGGCAAGUGAACACGGCCUGCAGAGCCCAGCAGGGAGGCUGCCGACAGGUGGCCCUUUGUCAGAGGCAGGAGACCCUCGGUCCAGAAGCUCGGAAGCAGCUGUGCCUUCAGGAUGCCUACCUCAACAAUAUGAAAAUGUCUUCUUCAGAGGUGGGGAUGUGACCGCCAUGUACACCCUGAGCGCCCAUCACUGCCAGGUGAUGUGCACCUUCCACCCCAGGUGUUUGUCAUUCAGUUUUCUCCCUGCAAGUAUAACUAACGGCACAGAUAAAAGGUUUGGUUGCUUCUUGAAAGACAGUGUUACAGGAGCUCUGCCAAGAGUGCCACGGAGAAGUGCCAUUUCUGGACAUUCCUUAAAGCAAUGUGGUCAUCGAAUAAGUGCUUGCCACAGAGACAUUUAUGAAGGAAUUGAUAUGAGAGGAGUCAAUUUUAAUGUGUCUAAAGUUGAAAGUGUUGAAGAAUGCCAAAAAAGGUGCACCAAUAACAUUCACUGCAAAUUUUUCACCUACGCCAGGCAAACAUUUCACAAUGUGGAGUACCGGAACAGCUGCCUAUUAAAGCACAGUUCAACUGGAACACCGACCAGUAUAAAGGUGCUGAAAAACGUGGCAUCUGGAUUCUCCCUGAAGUCCUGUGCACUCUCAGAAAUUGCACCUUCCCUCUGUGAGUUCACAGGCUGCCACAUGAACAUGUUCCAACAUACGGCAUUUUCGGAUGUGGACGUUGCCAGAGUCAUCACUCCAGAUGCUUUUGUCUGUCGAACCAUUUGCACCUAUCACCCCAACUGCCUCUUCUUCACUUUCUAUACCAAUGCCUGGAAUGUAGAAUCGCAAAGAAAUGUGUGUUUACUUAAGACUUCCAAAAGCGGGACACCAAGUUCCCCGACUCCUCAGGAAGACACCGUGUCUGGAUAUAGCCUUCUAACCUGCAAACGAACUUUGCCUGAGCCCUGCCAUUCAAAAAUUUAUGCAGGAGUUGAUUUUGGAGGGGAAGAAUUGAGUGUGUCCCUCGUUAAAGGAGCCAGAGGUUGCCAGGAGACCUGUACGAAGAUGGUGCGCUGUCAGUUUUUCACGUACUCUUUACUCCCAGAAGACUGUCAAGGAGACAAGUGUAAGUGUUCCUUACGAUUAUCUUUGGAUGGCUCUCCGACUAGAAUCACAUAUGGGAUGCAAGCGAGCUCUGGCUAUUCUUUGAGGUUGUGUCGAAGUGGGGAUAGCUCCGUGUGCACGACAAAACCCAGCGGACGCAUUGUGGGAGGAACCAAUUCCUCUUGGGGUGAGUGGCCCUGGCAGGUCAGCCUUCACGUGAAGUUGGCAGCCCAGAGCCACGUGUGUGGAGGGUCCAUCAUUGGAGACCGGUGGGUCCUCACUGCUGCCCAUUGCUUUGAUGGGCUCAACUUUGUGGAUAUUUGGCGCAUUUAUGGAGGCAUUUUAGAUUUGACAGAGAUUACAAAAGAAACACCUUUCUCACAGAUAAAAGAGAUUAUUAUUCACCACAAUUAUAGCAUCUCAGAAAAUACUAAUGAUAUUGCCUUGAUAAAGCUCGCGGCUCCUUUGAAUUAUACUGAAUUCCAAAAGCCAAUAUGCCUUCCUGCCAAACAUGAUACAAACACAAUUUAUACCAACUGUUGGAUAACGGGAUGGGGCUACACAAAGGAGCGAGGUGAAGUCCAAAAUAUCCUUCAAAAGGCAAAUAUUCCUUUGGUUACAAAUGAAGAAUGCCAGAAAAGAUAUAGAGAUUAUGAAAUAACCAAAAAGAUGAUCUGUGCUGGCUAUAAAGAAGGGGGAAAAGAUGCUUGUAAGGGAGAUUCAGGUGGCCCUUUAGUUUGUAAACACCAUGGAAUAUGGCUUUUGGUGGGCAUCACCAGUUGGGGUGAAGGCUGUGGCCGCAAGGAACAACCAGGUGUCUACACUAAAGUUGCUGAGUACGCGGACUGGAUUUUAGAAAAAACACGGGGAAGUGAUGGACAGUCUCUGAUGAAGUCACCGGCGUGAGGAAGCUCCUCAGAGGUGGGAGGAGCCCAGUCUGAAGUGUAAGUUUUGCAACGUGGGUUUCAUUCAAACACUGAGCCUUGGGGCUCUGAUCUGCAGAACCGUGAGCGUGGUAUCUACCUCGCGUCCCUGCCACGGGGAUAAAAAGAGACACGGCAAACAACGGGGCUAAGGCUGAUGGCUCACAGAGGCAUGCUUCCAGUAUUUGCUAAUCCCACUAAUAAUGGAGAUAACACCUGAAUGUCUCCACAAUUGUUCGGUGUGAAAUAAAAUGGUGAAAGAGUGUG